Molecule: messenger RNA, 1468 nt
Organism: Elaeis guineensis (African oil palm)
Lineage: Eukaryota; Viridiplantae; Streptophyta; Magnoliopsida; Arecales; Arecaceae
Product: tobamovirus multiplication protein 3
Source: RefSeq, a predicted model, not a curated record
UGGGCCGCGUAGUGUUUUCCGUUCUUGCUAUCGAAAGCAAUCUAUUCCCCCUUCCCCCUUUCUUCCUCUUUUUUUUUUUGAUUUUUUUAUUUUUUAGCCCUCUUGAGUUCACGAAUCUCCGGCGCCUGCGAUCGCCGAGAUCAUUCUCCGGUCACCGGAAAGUUUGAAAAUUCCGGGGAGGCAUUCCAUGGGGAGCGCGAUGGACUCGUCGGUUCCUGCGUACGCGCUGAAGAACGCGUGGGAUUGGUGGGACGAGGUGAAUAACUCGACCUUGUGGCAGGAUCGGAUCUUCCAAACCCUCGCUGGGCUAUUCGGAUUCGUUUCAGCCGUCGCUCUCAUCCAAUUGGUGAGAAUUGAAUGUAGAGUUCCGGAGUAUGGUUGGACGACACAAAAGGUCUUUCAUUUCUUGAACUUUCUGGUCAAUGGGGUUCGAUCAGUUGUCUUCGUAUUUCGCCGUAGUGUGCAACAAUUAAAGCCCGAGAUCAUCCAACACAUUCUUCUCGAUCUGCCGGGUCUUGCAUUCUUCACUACCUAUGCGCUUUUGGUAUUGUUUUGGGCCGAAAUAUAUUAUCAGGCACGAGCAGUAUCUACUGAUGGGCUUAGGCCGACGUUCUAUACGAUUAAUGCAGUGGUUUAUGUUGCUCAAAUUGCAUUGUGGUUGCUAAUAUGGUGGAAGCCUGUCCAACCUUUGAUCAUCCUAUCCAAGAUAUUCUUUGCAGGUGUUUCAUUGUUUGCCGCCCUUGGCUUUCUUCUGUAUGGAGGGAGGCUCUUCCUAAUGUUGCGACGCUUCCCUGUUGAGUCCAAAGGGCGACGCAAAAAGUUGGAGGAGGUUGGCUAUGUUACAACUAUAUGUUUCUCCUGUUUUAUGGUGAGGUGUAUCAUGAUGAGCUUCAAUGCUUUUGAUAAGGCUGCAGAUCUUGAUGUUCUAAACCAUCCGAUUUUGAACUUUUUAUACUACCUGCUUGUUGAAAUUCUUCCUUCGUCUCUAGUCCUAUUCAUACUGAGGAAGUUGCCACCAAAGCGUGGAAUCACACAGUAUCACCCCAUUCACUGAUUCUGGGAAUACAUGCUAAUUUGCCCUGGUUAAGCCUCAUUGCCAGAACAACUCGAGCUUUUGACAGCUGAUGCUCCUCCAUACAGAAGUUUGCAGGAAAGAGAACAGCAAAAAUGGCAUCCUACCAUAGCUGUAAUGUUGGUCAAAGGUUUUAUUUGCUUGUAGGGAGCAUGUGAAAAGUGGGAACAAUGUUGUGCAAGGUCUGUAUGGUAUUCCUUUUUGUCAUAACAAUGCGUUUUGUUGGUUUGACUUCUAGUCCAUCUUAUAAGUAUUUGCACUUUUUGGUGCUCUAUCGCUGAAGUGGAUUCUAGUGUGACCGUUCUUGGAUCAUCUUAGCAUUAGUUCGGUUUUAUGCAUGACUUAAGCUUUCUGUAACCUUCGUUUUUUUCUAUAUCAUUAUCACUUUUGUUUCAA